Molecule: messenger RNA, 2070 nt
Organism: Camellia sinensis
Lineage: Eukaryota; Viridiplantae; Streptophyta; Magnoliopsida; Ericales; Theaceae
Source: RefSeq, a predicted model, not a curated record
AUACACUAUACGCUCGAAAAUUGCAGGAGAGUGAACCCCAACCUCAUCACUGCGAAAAAUAGGGGUUUUUGAUCUUUGAAAUUUCCAUCGAUCCAACUAGCAUGGGCGGUGGUGCGGCGGAGGCAACCGAAUCGAACAACAACGCCGCCGCAGGCGGCGGUGGUGUUGGCGGCGGCGGUGGUGCUGAUGUGACUGUCCACAUCCGAUGCUCUAACGGCUCCAAGUUCUCGGUGCAGAUCAGCCUCGACUCCACCGUUGGAUCCUUCAAGUCCGUGGUCGCCCAGAACUGCGACAUCCCCGCCGAGCAACAGCGCCUGAUUUACAAAGGCCGGAUCUUGAAGGACGACCAAGCCCUAGAGAGCUACGGAUUAGAGGCUGAUCACACUGUCCACUUGGUUCGGGGUUUUGCGCCAGCUACAUCAGCCGACACUACAGGUGCAACAAAUACAGGAGUUCCAAAUUCUACUCCAAGUGGUGUGAGGUCUGUUAGUUCUGAUGAAGGUGGGGCAUUUGGAGGAUCUGGUGUGGGGGCUUCACCAUUUCCUGGACUUGGUUUCAAUGGAUUAGGCGGCAGCGGUGGAUUAUUUGGAGUAGGACUUCCGGAAUUUGAACAAGUGCAGCAACAGUUGACUGAGAACCCUAAUCUGAUGAGAGAAAUAAUUAAUAUGCCUCUUGUUCAGAACCUAAUGAAUAACCCAGAUGUUAUGCGGAAUAUGAUAAUGAACAACCCUCAGAUGCGUGAAAUGAUUGAUCGAAAUCCAGAGCUUGCUCACAUACUCAAUGAUCCUAACACUCUUCGUCAGACAUUGGAGGCCACGAGAAACCCUGAACUCAUGCGUGAGAUGAUGAGGAAUACUGACAGAGCAAUGAGCAAUAUUGAAUCUUCUCCCGAGGGAUUUAACAUGCUAAGGCGCAUGUAUGAAAAUAUUCAAGAGCCACUUCUGAAUGCAACUACUAUGGCUGGGGAUGCUAGAAAUGAUCUAGGUUCAAACCCAUUUGCUGCUCUUUUGGGGACAACACCAGGUGGGGGGCAGGGCAGAGAUCAGUCAACUAACCCUACCAGCACUGAUUCUGAAACUACAACCAAUUCUCCUGCUCCAAAUGCUAAUCCACUUCCCAACCCUUGGGCCUCUGGUGGGGUGAAUAUGGCAGCUGGUGGUGCUCAAACAAACUCCACUACAAGAUCUAAUCCUGCUGGGGAUGCUAGGCUGCCGGCAGUUGGUGGCCUUGGUGGUCUUGGUCUCCCGGAGAUGUUUGGUUCCACGCAGGAUACUGCUUCAUUAAGUCAGUUUAUGCAAAAUCCAGCUGUAUCACAGAUGAUGCAAAGUCUCCUCUCCAACCCUCAGUACAUGAAUCAGAUUCUUGGUCUCAAUUCCCAGCAGAGCAAUAUGCUGGGUUCCAAUUCCCAACUUAGGGAGAUGAUGCAAAACCCAGAAUUCAUUCGUCAAUUGACUUCUCCUGAAACAAUGCAGCAACUCAUGACUUUACAGCAAACUCUUUUGUCUCAGCUUGGUCGGCAACCAUCAACCCAGGAAGCAGGUCAAACCGGUGGGGGAACAGCAGGAACACUUGACAACAUGGGAUUGGAGAUGUUGAUGAAUAUGUUUGGGGGUCUUGGGAUUGGAAGCCCUGCCGUUCCUGUCAGAUCAGAUGUGCCCCCGGAAGAACUAUAUGCCACUCAGCUCUCACAGCUACAAGAAAUGGGCUUCUUUGAUACCCGAGAGAAUAUACAGGCACUGAUAGCCACUGCAGGGAAUGUUCAUGCUGCAGUGGAGCGGCUUUUGCAGAACCCCGGUCAGUAGAUUGUGAUUAUUGUUAUUAUUCUAUUCAACAUGACACAUAUCAUCAAUCGUGGACCGUUGUAAUCGGUUUUGGACACUCCGGAGGCAUUUUCAAAUCUUAUUUUAGCUAUGAAUAAGUACAUAUUAUGAUAGAACUGUGAACUUCUUGACAUUAGGGUAUUGGUGUGGGAAUACUCUUUUUCCUAUCCCCCACCCCCUUCUAUAUAUAUGAAAAGAAAAAAGACCAAGAUUGCAAUACUUGAGUACUAUGUACAUACACUUUUUAUGA